CUAUGGUGUCUUAUAUUUCUGUUCCUACACGGGAAAGGAGUCAAAGGACUCUAUUUCUGCCUAUAUAUACAUGUUUUCCUGGGGGAGAAAAGGUGUAAAAAUUGAAAUAUCAUGGCUAAAGCCAAGGAUUUUGCAGAUGACUUGACUAGAGACAUUAUUGGUCGAUUAUCUGAUCCCAAAAGUGUUCGCAGGUUUAAGAGUGUCUCCAAAUCAUGGCGUUCCAUGAUAUCUGAAAUCCAGAGGGAAGACCUGGUAAUUGUCAGCGGAUGCAGGGUGUACUCGGCAGAUUUGGACUCACCCCAUAUUUUGAAACAGCACUAUGUCCCACAUGGAGGCGAGCCAGUGAUUCUAAGAGGUUCAUGCAACAGCUUGAUUCUCUUAUCCUCACAUUACAAUAUCAUUCUCUCGAACAAAUUAUCAGGAGAUUACCAGUUAAUUCCCUAUCCUGAAAUUAUAACCUCGGAACCUUAUUAUAAAGAAGAUAGUAUGUUCCUUCUUCAUGGCCUUGGAUACGAUUCCGUAGAUGAUGAUUACAAAAUAGUGCAAAUCAUAUGGUUUUGCUGUGUAAACCAUUGUCUUAGCAGAUUUGAGUUCAAAGUUUUCAGUUUGAGAAACAAAAUCUGGAGAAGCCCUAAGAGGACAAGCAUUAAAAGUAGUCCUGUUCCUUACAUUAUGGGCAGUAACUUUAAUAUGUCAAAAGCAGUGCUUGUUGGCAGCAGUGUGCAUUGGGCAGCUCACUACGAGCAAAAAUCACAGUAUCUUGUCUUUGCUUUUGAUCUCACCACCGAGGAGUCUCAUGAGAUUGAGUUGCCAGAGAAGACAAAAGCAGAUGUAGUAGGGACACUUGGGGGCAACCUUACUGUGACACACUCAAAGAAUGAGGUUGUAGAUAUAUGGGUGAUGAAGGAGUAUAAGGUGAAGGCAUCUUGGACUCAUGCGUUUAGGAUCCCAAUUGUCAUCUAUAGGGGAAUAUAUGUUUCCAACUGUAUCAGGCCGAUAGCUUACUCGAGGAAUGGUGGUCAGAAAAUAUUGUUAGAAUGUGGUGACUGCAGCCUUUUCUGGUACGACCUAGGAAACAAUAAAUUGGAUGUUGUUGGUAUUAAUGAGCAUCAAGUUGAUGAAAUUUACGGCAUAACUCUCUGUUCAUAUAGCCAACUACCUAAGUCUACUGGCAAUCAUCUCCUUCUAAAACCAAGUUAGAGAUCUUGCGUUUUGUUUGGGGAGAUUGAUAUGGCAGAAAGUUUGCCUUCUCUUGUUCAAAUUAAGAUGAGCAUUAUCAAGUUAAGGAAAAGAAUAUGUAAUUCCACUAGCUAGUGUCAACACGGAAAAUGAAGAGCAAUCU
This is a messenger RNA of Rubroshorea leprosula, 1342 nucleotides long. The record is from the annotation of a GenBank genome assembly. Lineage: Eukaryota; Viridiplantae; Streptophyta; Magnoliopsida; Malvales; Dipterocarpaceae.